AUGUCCUAUCAGCAGCAGGAACAAUGCAAGCAGGCCUGUCAGCCACCUCCUGUGUGCCCACCGUCCAAGUGUCCUGAGCCAUGCCCACCCCCGAAGUGCCCAGAGCCAUGUCCACCACCAAAGUGUCCAGAGCCAUGUCCACCUCCCAAGUGUCCUGAGCCAUGUCCACCUCCCAAGUGUCCUGAGCCAUGCCUACCUGUGAAGCACCCAGAGCCAUGCCCACCAUCUGAGUUCUGUCAGCAAAAGUACCCUCCUGUGCAGCCACCACCAUCGUACCAGCAGAAGUGA
Messenger RNA from Carlito syrichta (Philippine tarsier), 288 nucleotides. Its product is annotated as small proline-rich protein 2H-like. The record is from RefSeq and is a predicted model, not a curated record. Lineage: Eukaryota; Metazoa; Chordata; Mammalia; Primates; Tarsiidae. The coding region runs from base 1 to 288 and encodes 95 amino acids. Gene Ontology annotation, cellular component: cornified envelope. The transcript has a single exon.